Molecule: messenger RNA, 501 nt
Organism: Lolium rigidum
Lineage: Eukaryota; Viridiplantae; Streptophyta; Magnoliopsida; Poales; Poaceae
Product: pleckstrin homology domain-containing protein 1-like
Exons: 1
Coding region: 19-483 (154 amino acids)
Source: RefSeq, a predicted model, not a curated record
CAAAUCCGUACGCAUCUCAUGGCGGCGAGCCUGUGGCGAGCGGUGAUGGGCAGCGGUGCCCCGUCGGCGCAAGCGGACCCCACGGGCGGCGUCGACUUCUGGCGCGCCCCCGAGCGCGGGGGCUGGCUGGACAAGCAGGGCGAGUACAUCAAGACGUGGCGGCGGCGGUGGUUCGUGCUCAAGCAGGGGAAGCUCUUCUGGUUCAAGGACUCCACCGUCACGCGCGCGUCGGUGCCCCGCGGCGUCAUCCCCGUCGCCACCUGCCUCACCGUCAAGGGCGCCGAGGACGUGCUCAACCGCAAGUUCGCCUUCGAGCUCUCCACCCCGCGCGAGACCAUGUACUUCGUCGCAGACUCCGACAAGGAGAAGGAGGAGUGGAUCAACUCCAUCGGCCGCUCCAUCGUACAGCACUCCCGAUCCGUCACCGACGACGAGAUCGUCGACUACGACAGCGGCCAGCCCACAACCGGCGACAGAUCAUAGAUCCGUCGAUCCAUCGGA